CACUUGGGCCAUCACUCCCAUAAGUGAAAACAAAGAAGAGUAGGGAGAAGAAGGAGAAAUGGUGCUUCUAGAUCAUCUUUGGGAUGAUAUUGUAGCCGGGCCGCCGCCGGAACGUGGCCUCAAGUACCUGAAGAGGGAUUUCAAGCCAUUGAACGUCAAAGAUGCUGCAGGAGAGAGCAGUAGCAAGUUCCAGCGGUCUCUUUCGAUGCCAGCUAGUCCAGGAACGCCCGGUACACCGACCACUCCGUCGCCCACGGCGGCUAGGAGGGAUAACGUGUGGCGGAGCGUUUUCCACCCGGGGAGCAAUCUCGCCACCAAGAGUAUCGGAGCUGAUUACUUCGACAGGCCACAGCCCAACUCUCCUACCGUUUAUGACUGGCUUUACAGUGGGGAGACGAGGAGCAAACAUCAGUGAAGCGUUGGAGUGACCAGUGGUUGCAUGUAAAUAGCGUGUUCUUCUUCUGCUCAGUCUAUGCUUUGGUGUGGCUAAUGACGAUAUAUAGCUAUAUACGUCUAUGUAUACAUGAUCUACGGCGUUUAAGUUCUGGUGAUUUAACCAAGUUCUUGUAUCUUGUGGGCGACUGAGUUUGAGUUUGUAAAUAUCUUUAUGCAAAUCAAGAGAUCUUGACUGGUUCUUGUUGCAGUGCGUUCUGAAUUCCGAUCUUACGUGUAGAUUGGCUGCUGUUA
Molecule: messenger RNA, 687 nt
Organism: Sesamum indicum (sesame)
Lineage: Eukaryota; Viridiplantae; Streptophyta; Magnoliopsida; Lamiales; Pedaliaceae
Product: auxin-repressed 12.5 kDa protein
Source: RefSeq, a predicted model, not a curated record